AUGGAUGCCGUUCCCCCGCCUGUUCUCCCACCGAAGCCGGGCAGUCACGAGACCAGUCGCAUCGGCACGCCGAUUACAUCCAACUCGCCCCGACCCGGCCCCGGCGCUGGCGCUGGUCCCAAUGUAAAUGGUGCUGGUGGAGGCCGGAUGCAUCCGGCUUAUCAGCCUGCCGGCCUCGAGUUCGCCCGACCGGAGCCUGUGCCUGACCCAGGCGACCAGUGGCUUCCGAAGGUGUUGCAAGACAAGUCGAAGCAAGACCUUGCCGACAUAGCGACAAGCCCAGAACUGCUCAACGCCCUCACCCACGCGCCGAGUACCAUUCACCCCUCUCUUUCAUCCUCACAUCAGGCCCUCCAAGCGGCUUUGACCGAGAACCUCGAGCUCGCCUCAAGGCUGGUCGACCUUGAGUCUCGGUUAGCUCAUCAACGAUCCACAACACAGGCACAACUUCUCUCUACACAUGCUCUCGAGCGCCAAUGGCGGCAAAAACAGUCUGACAUGGACCAUGCUCUAGCACCCUUCUCCCCGGCGUCCAUGUACCAGCGCUUGGGACAAGGUGUACAUGAGCAGGCUUCAGUGUGUCACGUCUUGGAGGAAAGCUUUAUUGAAGGAGAGGGGGACGGUGUCUAUGCGUCAGAGAGAGAAACGUUGGACUGGAUCAAGAGGUACAGAGAUGCCAAGGUACUAUACUAUCUUCGGCAAGAGCGAAAGGAGCGGUGGGACGAAGGUCGUGUCGGUGGCUGGAGAUGA
Colletotrichum spaethianum is the source of this 750-nucleotide messenger RNA. RefSeq lists its product as uncharacterized. Gene Ontology annotation, biological process: protein targeting to membrane; protein targeting to vacuole; ubiquitin-dependent protein catabolic process via the multivesicular body sorting pathway. The transcript is spliced from 2 exons. Lineage: Eukaryota; Fungi; Ascomycota; Sordariomycetes; Glomerellales; Glomerellaceae. The record is from RefSeq and is a predicted model, not a curated record. The coding region runs from base 1 to 750 and encodes 249 amino acids. Gene Ontology annotation, cellular component: ESCRT I complex.